Messenger RNA from Exophiala mesophila, 1137 nucleotides. RefSeq lists its product as uncharacterized. The record is from RefSeq and is a predicted model, not a curated record. Lineage: Eukaryota; Fungi; Ascomycota; Eurotiomycetes; Chaetothyriales; Herpotrichiellaceae. Gene Ontology annotation, cellular component: nucleus. Bases 229 to 702 code for a protein of 157 amino acids. Gene Ontology annotation, molecular function: DNA binding. The transcript is spliced from 2 exons.
GACAAAUCCAAUUGUUCACUAUCAUUCAAACACCUCACCGAUCUCACAUUCCUUCUCUCACCACCUCAACCUCCCUUAAUUCUACAAACACACCAGUGUCCUCUUGUGCACUCAGCGUCCCACACAACCACCCUACCAGCACAUCCCACAGACUUCACUUCCUCAGCCUCAUCAAUCAACCCACCGCCACUUGCCACCUACCCUCACCUAUUCCCUUGAACAUCCAUCAUGGCCGACGCAGACUGGGACAGUGUCACUCGUAUCGGAAGCAAAGUGCGAGCCGGUGGCGGCACUGCCGUGGACCGCGAAAGAGUUGUGAAGGGAAAGUCCGCCAUCAACGCCGCCAGUCGAUCUGGAGCAAUUAUCGGUGCUGAGAAGAAAUUCGCCAGUGCAAACAGCAAAACCAGCGUCGAAGGCCAACAUCUGACCAAAGUCGACCGAUCAGACGAGAUCGUCAAGCCCAAGACCGUCGGACGAGAAGUCGGCCAAGCCAUCACCAAGCGAAGAAACGAAAUCACCCCGAAGAUGACACAGAAGGAUCUCGCCACCCGAACCAACAUGAAAGAUACCGAAAUCCAACAAUUUGAGAACGGGUCCGCACCACCCGACCAGACGAAACUGGGCCGUAUAGAGAGGGUUCUGGGCAUCAAGCUGAGAGGCUCGGAUAUUGGAAGUCCCUUGACAUUCGGAAAGAAGAAGUAAAAGGGUGCCUUCUCGGAUCACACUCUGAUCUUCAUCUUGCGUGGCGAAGAGAAACCACACCCUACCAGAAUGCAGACAGCAGUCUCGGAGGGUGUGAUUUGAUUGAUACCAGAGCUCUCGACCUUGGAGCAUAUUUGGAAGGGUCGGAGAGUGUUGGUAUCUGAAAAUGACGCCAGCGGUCAUGAAUCUUCUACUGCUCAAGUCGAGCUUAGGACGGCGCCUGCCUGCCUUGCGUGUGUCUGUUACAGAUGAGCAUGGGGCUUUGAUAUCCUCAAAACACUCAUUUGUGAUUCUGCAGAAAGGGAGGAAGGGCAUGGAGCCGACGCAGGACGCAACGACUGACCAUUAUGGAAAGUCUUGUAAUGUUGGCGAACAUGCCGCACUUCCACAAUCAUGAUAGAUUUCAUUCCAAUAGCAGAUGCUUUUGUCCCAUGA